AUGAAUGCAUGAAUAAGUGGAACAACAAUUUUUCAGAAUUGUUGGAAGGAUUAGAGAUAUAAACAACAUGUAAAAUCUCUGUCACAUAGUAGGCACUCAAUAAAUUGUUGCUAUUAUUGCUAUUUUCUGUUUUAAUUUUUUAAAAACUCUGUUACAAUUCCUGACAAAUAGCCAUUUUGUUGGACAGAAUCUGUGCAAUCUGUGAGUCUGUUAUAUAGCCAAAUAAUUUUUCCAACCCUUAUACAUUAGAAUUAAAUACAGAAUAAUCCUGUAGAUAUGGAUAACUUCAGCUCAGUUGUUUCAUAGCUGUGAAAAAUGUCACCAUUUAUUUAAUAGCUAAUGUCAAAAUAGGGUUAAAGCAGCAUGCACCAUAGUAGAGCAGUUGGGUUUAAGUAAACCUAUCUGUUUCUGCUUAAUUCCCUCAACUUUGUGGUAGAAUGAACAGUUUUACUAGAAAGCAAUCAGGAGGACGAUGGCAUUGGCGGUGGCCCUGGCAGCUUGGGAUGAGUGUGAGUGACAGAGUCGGCGGGAUUCUUCAGAGACUGUUCCCGCUCUCCUCUGCCUCUCAGUCUGCAGUCUCGGCCCAUUUGAGGAGGAAUGCUGGCGUUACAGCUGUGACAUUUGAUAAGAAGCUUGAUCCUGUUCAGAAACUCUUUGUGGACAAGGUUAGAGGACACAGAACUAAGCGACAGUCAGCUGGGGAACCUGCUGGUACUGGCCCAGAGCAUCAGCGAGUGGAGAAGCAAAUGUACGGUAUGGCAGACAUGACUGUGUUCCCUGACUUCAGACUUGAAGAUCCCAAACUGGAAGACAUUGAAAAACCCCAUGCUUAAAGAAAUGUACAUUUUUAUCUGGUAAUUUUCCCUAGAUAAGUUGUACAACUGAUCAGAAGUAUCAGUAUAAACAUACAUUUCAACAAC
Messenger RNA from Pipistrellus kuhlii (Kuhl's pipistrelle), 920 nucleotides. Its product is annotated as ATP synthase-coupling factor 6, mitochondrial-like. The coding region runs from base 438 to 833 and encodes 131 amino acids. Gene Ontology annotation, biological process: proton motive force-driven ATP synthesis. The transcript has a single exon. Gene Ontology annotation, molecular function: proton transmembrane transporter activity. NCBI's taxonomy places the organism in Eukaryota, Metazoa, Chordata, Mammalia, Chiroptera, Vespertilionidae. The record is from RefSeq and is a predicted model, not a curated record.